AUGGUCGAAGUCAAGCGCUACAAACUGCCACCAACCGCUCUCAUACCAAACUCGCCGCAUCCUUUGAUCCAUUACCCCGGAUUUGUAUCUGUAGAAUCCGGUAAUGAUGCGGCAACCAAGAUCUAUGACCUGUUCUCUAGUAAUGGAUGGAAGACGCAAUGGAUCUUUCGAUAUGGUCAGACUCAGACGUCGCAUUACCACAGCAUGGCGCACGAAUGCAUGGUUGUCCUGACUGGGACAGCUACCAUUCGCUUUGGCGUGGCCGACACGGACCCUGACCUGGAGAAGAGCACCUAUGGACCCGGCAGAGAGGAAGGAGGAAUUGAGGUCAGCGCAGGACCAGGAGACGUCUUCAUCCUACCGGCGGGAACAGCCCAUAAGACCUUCAACACGAACCCACGCACGGAAUUCAAACUAUUGACUCCGGGCGAUGGUCAUACAGUGGCAGCUGAAGAUGUGAGAGAGGCCCUUGCCAACAUUGACCUUUCUGGCUUCACCAUGAUUGGUGCUUACCCGAAAGACGGGGGGGAAUGGGACUUUGCGAAAGGAGGAGAAAAUGCAGGCAAUUAUGAGCAAGUCUGGUCAGUCCCAAAGCCAAAAAAGGAUCCAGUGCUUGGAGACUCGGAAGAAGGUAUAUGUGGACAGUGGUGA
Messenger RNA from Exophiala oligosperma, 651 nucleotides. RefSeq lists its product as uncharacterized. The record is from RefSeq and is a predicted model, not a curated record. The transcript has a single exon. Lineage: Eukaryota; Fungi; Ascomycota; Eurotiomycetes; Chaetothyriales; Herpotrichiellaceae. The coding region runs from base 1 to 651 and encodes 216 amino acids.